AAACCGUACAAACUUCCGGUCAGGAAGAUGGCGGCUUCCUAGAUCCCUGAGAUUGACUGGCCGCGGUACCUGGGCUGCAGAGUGGAACCUGGCGGAGUGACCGCGCGCGAGCUUUGUGUCGCUGUGGUCAAACUUCGAUACGGCUUGCUGCAGCUCCAGGUUCGUUCUGUUUGAGGAGCUGGGGGCUGCGCAGUCCCGAGACGUCACCCCGAGAAACGCACAUCCAUUGCACGGUCGGCGACUUGGGCUUCUGCCUCCCCACAGACCUGAUCACCCGAGUCCGCUCCCGGCUCUCGUGCACGAUCCAGUCACCCAGGCGCUGUAGCCUCGGGUGACAGAAACCCAGACACAAGCUCGCCAAAGCCAGCAAGGCAAGAUCCUGGCUUCUGCUAUCCCCUCUCCAUCCAAGCACCUAGGAGCCAUGGAGGUGGCUGAGGCCAAUAGCCCCACUGAGGAGGAGGAGGAAGAGGAGGAGGAGGAAGGGGAGGAGCCGACACUUGAGCCCAGACCUCACACACGCUCCAACCCUGAGGGGGCCGAGGACCGGGCCCUGGGAGCUCAGGCCAAUGUGGGCAGCCGCAGCGAGGGUGAGGGUGAGGCGGCCAGUGCAGAUGAUGGGGCAGCCAGUGUCCCAGGAGCCGGGCCCAAGCCCUGGCAGGUACCAGCACCAGCACCUGAGGUCCAGAUUCGAACACCACGGGUCAACUGUCCAGAGAAGGUGAUCAUCUGUUUGGAUCUUUCGGAGGAGAUGUCUGUGCCAAAACUGGAGUCCUUUAAUGGCUCCAGGACGAAUGCCCUGAACGUGUCUCAGAAGAUGGUCGAGAUGUUUGUGCGCACGAAGCACAAGAUUGACAAGAGCCACGAGUUUGCACUGGUCGUAGUGAAUGAUGACUCUGCUUGGCUGUCUGGCCUGACCUCUGAUCCACGUGAGCUCUGCAGCUGCCUGUACGACCUGGAGACAGCGUCCUGCUCCACGUUCAAUCUGGAAGGCCUCUUCAGUCUCAUCCAGCAGAAGACCGAGCUGCCAGUCACGGAGAACGUGCAAACCAUCCCGCCCCCCUACGUCGUGCGCACCAUCCUCGUCUAUAGCCGCCCGCCCUGCCAGCCCCAGUUCUCCCUGACUGAGCCCAUGAAGAAGAUGUUCCAAUGUCCUUACUUCUUCUUCGACAUCGUGUACAUCCACAAUGGCGCCGAGGAGAAGGAAGAGGAGGCGAGGUGGAAGGACAUGUUCUCCUUCAUGGGCAGCCUGGAUACUAAGGGCACUAGCUACAAGUAUGAGGUAGCACUGACUGGACCUGCUCUCGAGCUGCACAACUGCAUGGCCAAGCUGCUGGCCCAUCCGCUGCAGAGGCCCUGCCAGACCCACGCGAGCUACAGCCUGCUGGAGGACGAGGAGGCCAGCGAGGGAGAAGCCACCGUGUGACCCGUGACAUUUCUGCGCCACUGGGGAGCUCUGUGCACCCACGUCCGCUCCUACUGUGUCCGCUGUAAAUUCAUCCUUCCUGGGACAGUUUGUCACCAGAAUAAAAUCUGAGGCUGCCGA
This is a messenger RNA of Peromyscus californicus insignis, 1543 nucleotides long. RefSeq names its product BRISC and BRCA1 A complex member 1 (gene Babam1). The coding region runs from base 422 to 1423 and encodes 333 amino acids. Lineage: Eukaryota; Metazoa; Chordata; Mammalia; Rodentia; Cricetidae. Gene Ontology annotation, biological process: protein K63-linked deubiquitination; mitotic G2 DNA damage checkpoint signaling; positive regulation of DNA repair. Gene Ontology annotation, cellular component: nuclear body; BRISC complex; BRCA1-A complex. The record is from RefSeq and is a predicted model, not a curated record. The transcript has 9 exons.